This is a messenger RNA of Girardinichthys multiradiatus, 7175 nucleotides long. RefSeq names its product bone morphogenetic protein receptor type-2-like. Gene Ontology annotation, biological process: protein phosphorylation; cellular response to growth factor stimulus; BMP signaling pathway. The record is from RefSeq and is a predicted model, not a curated record. The transcript has 13 exons. NCBI's taxonomy places the organism in Eukaryota, Metazoa, Chordata, Actinopteri, Cyprinodontiformes, Goodeidae. The coding region runs from base 893 to 4033 and encodes 1046 amino acids. Gene Ontology annotation, molecular function: transforming growth factor beta receptor activity; ATP binding. Gene Ontology annotation, cellular component: signaling receptor complex; plasma membrane.
GCACCACCCUCUCUCCCCUGGCUGGCUGUGAGGGACCGACCAGUAACUUGAUACUCGUAGACGAGUGGUCCAGACGAGCCCGCAAACGAGGCGUUCCCAGCCGCCCUGAUCAGUUCGAGAGAUAUCCAUCUCCUCCGUCCGCCAUCUCUCAGCACCGGGGGGAACGAUCUCCGUCCACUGGUCACAGGAACAACCAACUAUAGACGCCGAUGACCCGUGUGUUGUUUUUAAUGUUUUCUUGAAUAAAAAACGACACAGGACGCGCAGAACUAACUGGCUAGCUGUGUGGCUAGCAUCAGUUAGCUUGGAUAGCAAUCAGCUUUUAAUAUACUCGAAUUAACUUGAAGGUGUUUUUUGCAAUUUUGCUGGAUUUCGAGAAGAGAAGGUGGAUAUUUUUUAUAAUUGUCUUUAAUUACAACACAUGUUUUAAGGUGUUGGUUAUUUUAGCGAUAUAAGGGCAGCUUUGCCUAAGUUUUGCAGCCCCAGCCAGACUGUCGCCUCGGGCAGCUAGCAUGUUAGCUGCUGGACACAUACGCUGUUUUGCGGACACUCACAGAUGGAAGAUCCGCCGCACAAGAUAGCUGCUCGGCUUAUCUGUCCGCUGCGCACGGGGCUCCGAAGCGGGACUAAUUCACUUCCUUUUGGCUAUAGUUAUUAGUCCACCGACCCCAGCAACAAGAACAAGAGUAUUAUUUUGCAUUAUUUUUCCUCAAUGUGUUGUGCUGUGCUGUCUGGGAGAUCAGUUCGAGUUAUUGGGCUGACUUUUGAGGAAAUACGUGGAGAAACGGAGUAGAAGCUACAAUAGAAGAGGACCAAAACAAGUACAGCACGACUCUGAGGAAACCAAGUAACGAUACCAAAGUACGCCGUUGGGGCUGCGAGCCGAGCGGCGAUGAAAUCUCUAGCGAGAUUUGGGUUUUGCCUUGCGAUCCUCCUGACUUCUGUAGCCGCUGCGCAGGGCGAGGAGAGGGAGUGUGCCUUCACGGACCAGCUGCAGCAGUGGGAGGUGAAGCGAGUGGCGGAAGGCGAAGGCUGGGUUUCCCCAGAGAACACCACCAUUCGAUGUGCCAAGGGCAAGCACUGCUUUGGCCUGUGGGAGAAAACCCCUCCAGGUCAAUUACAGCUGGUCAAACAAGGUUGCUGGAGUCACCUAGCCGAUAACCAUGGCUGCCAUGACGACCGCUGUGUGGUGACCAACCUGCCCCCACAGAUCCAGAAUGGAACAUACCAUUUCUGCUGCUGUGGCAGCGACAUGUGCAAUGUAAAUUUCACCGAGGACUUCCCGGUGCUGAGCCCCACACCUCCACAGCCACUCGCUCAUGGAACACUGCGCCAUGAAGAGACAGUAAUUAUUGCCCUGGCAACAGUCUCCGCGCUGGUUGUGGUCGCUGUAGCAGCUUUCUUUGGUUACCGCAUGAUGCACGGAGGCGGCAAGCAAGGGCUGCACAACCUCAACAUGAUGGAGGCUGCUGGCUCCGAGAGCUCACUGGACCUCGACAAUCUCAAACUGCUGGAGCUGAUUGGACGUGGCAGAUACGGCACCGUGUUCUGCGGCUCCCUGGACGAGCGGCCAGUCGCAGUUAAAGUCUUUACAGCAGCCAAUCGGCAGAACUUCAUCAAUGAGUGCUCCAUUUACCGUCUGCCGCUCAUGGAGCACGACAACAUCGCUCGAUUCAUUGCUGCCGACGAGAGGACGGGCCCUGAGGGCCGCACAGAAUACCUGUUGGUCAUGGACUACUACCCACAUGGCUCUCUGAGUCACUACCUGAGCGUCCAGACGAACGACUGGGUCAACAGCUGUCGGUUAGCUCACUCCGUCACUCGAGGCUUGGUGUACCUGCACACAGAGCUCUUUAAAGGAGAUUUGUACAAGCCAGCUAUUUCCCAUAGGGACCUGAACAGCAGGAACGUCAUCGUCAAGGCCGACGGCACCUGCGUUAUCAUUGAUUUUGGCCUGUCCAUAAGGCUGACGGGGAACAGGCCACCACGCCACGGAGAGGAGGAGAAUGCUGCUAUAAGUGAGGUGGGGACAAUCCGCUACAUGGCUCCAGAAGUGUUGGAAGGUGCUGUGAAUCUGAGGGACUGUGAAUCGGCACUGAAGCAGGUGGAUAUGUACGCUCUGGGCUUGGUCUACUGGGAGAUCUUCAUGAGAUGUACCGACCUUUUCCCUGGAGAAUCAGUGCCAGAAUACCAGAUGGCCUUUCAGGCAGAGGCAGGAAACCACCCCACGUUUGAGGACAUGCAGGUCCUGGUAUCCAGGGAGAAGCAACGGCCAAAAUUCCCUGAGGCCUGGAAGGAGAACAGCUUGGCGGUUCGCUCUCUAAAAGAGACAAUGGAGGACUGCUGGGACCAGGACGCAGAGGCUCGUCUCACGGCACAGUGCGCUGAGGAACGACUCGCAGAGCUGCUUCUCAUAUGGGACCGCUCCAAGUCUGUCAGUCCGACCCUCAAUCCCAUGUCGACCACACUGCACAAUGAGAGGAAUCGCAUGACCCCCAAGUCAGGCCCGUACACAGACCACCCCUUCUCAUACAUUGAAGAGCACGAGGGUGUAGCUAAGAACCAGCAGGUGGACACCACCAGUUCAUUAACAGGCAGAGUUGGAGUGGGGACGGGAGACCGAAACAGGAAUUCCAUCAACCAGGAACGCCAGCAGCAAGCCAACGCCUGUUUGCCCAGCCCAGAGGGCAGCAGCACCAGCAUGGGCCUGAGAGGCAGUCCAUCAGCCUCCACUACUACUACAACCAUCAUCUCUGAGUCUGAAGGGCCAGCAGGGGCCAGCACAGUGCCUGUUUGCCUACACCUGACCCAGGAGGAUCUGGAAACCACCAAGCUGGAUCCUAAAGAGGUGGACAAGAACCUAAAGGAGAGCUCUGAUGAGAAUCUAAUGGAGCACUCGCAAAAACAGUUCUGCUCACCAGAUCCUCUGAGCCCUGGAAGUUCCAGCUUGCUCUACCCCCUCAUCAAGAUGGCCAGUGAGGCUACAGGAACAUCAGAGCCCGCUGCAGCUAUGCCCACUGCUAUCUUUCCCCUGCCUAAGCAGCAGAAUCUGCCAAAGAGGCCGUCCAGUCUCCCCCUGAGAAACAAGCCCACCAAGAAGGAGUCCUCAUCCUCCUCGCUCAGGUUUAAGUUCGGACGCUCGGGGAAGUCCAACCUGCGGCAGGUGGAGGGAACAAAGAUGAACAUUGGCGUAGCGAUGGGCCCGAACAUUGUCGAUAGACAGCCAAGAGCAAGCACUAACAACAUACCCGUUAUACAGGACACACAUGUCAACGGGGCUGUUAAUGGUCACGCCAGCGGGGGGAUCUCCUCCAUAGCGUCUGGUGGGGCAGGUGUAAUCCAAAAUGGCUCCCUGCCUCUCAGGUCGGACGAUAGCCGGCUGAGCCUGGGCGUGAUCACAGCCAGCCCAGACGAGCACGAGCCGCUGCUGAGCCGAGAUGAAGAGCAGUCCGACGCCAGGCCAGCGCCCACGGGUGUUGCUGCCCUGCGCUCGGCCCGGCCCAACACUAACAACAACAACAGCAACACCGGGCACGGCCAGGGGGACGGCAACAGCGGUGGGGAGAGCGAUGGAGGAGAGGAGGAGGGCAGCGCAGCGGGAACAAGCAGGGAGACUACAGGGGAGAGUUCUGGGUCGGGUUCCAUUUCAACAGACCCCCCGAGGGACUCUAGUGUCACUAUGAGAGGAGAGGCGCUGCUCAGGCAGCCCAGAGUUCGCAGACCAGAGAGACCCAACUCUCUGGACUUGUCGUUCACCACACAGGACCUGUCCUCUUUAGGAGAGGGCCUGGUGAGACCUGAUGCAGCCUUGGGGACAGGAGAGAAAAUCAAGAAGCGCGUUAAAACGCCUUACUCUCUUAAAAAGUGGCGACCCACCACAUGGGUCAUCUCCACAGACACCCGGGGUCCAGAGGUCAACAACAACGGGUCCACCCGAGGGCAGGGCCAAACCGAGAAUAGGCCCAAGUCCACUUCUGCCAUCUACCUGCAAGGCAGAGGCUUGGCCAACGAGCCCAGUGAUACACAAGUGUGAAUUCAGAGACAAGCAAAAAUAAUUCAAAAAACAAAACCGUGGCUCUGCUCUGAAUCAGCAAGAGGACGCUGUGGAGUGUGUCGCCAUCUUGUACAGUAAUUAGGUCUGUGACUACCUUGUGUCUUUCUGAUGGCAUUGCUUUAAAUGGAAUCCAGCUAUGCAGCGUUCUCAUUCAUUUCGCUCCAUCUCCCUUUGUUGGUUUCUUUAGGUUUUUCCCUCAUAAGCAUUGCAGUUAAUCAAAUGGAUUUAUUCUUACUCCUGACGUACACUUUGAACCUACUAAAAAUCAGUGUUUCUAAGCCGCGUCAGUUGUGACCUCCAUAAAAGUGGUCUCUAAACUUAAAUAGGCGAUGACAAACAAUCAACACUGUCUUACAUUGCUGUGUGAAUAGGGUUGGGCAUCGUUUGAAUUUUAACGAUUCCGGCUCCGAUUCCUCGUUUCCAAUCCGGUUUCUAGUGGUUCUCAAUUCUGGUACUUCUAGGAGGCAGGGUCAAAAAAAGUGCAGUGCUAGGCUGAGUGUCGGAGCCUGAGGAAGAGGCAGGGUCAAAAAAAGUGCAGUGCUAGGCUGAGUGUCGGAGCCUGAGGAAGAGGCAGGGUCAAAAAAAGUGCAGUGCUAGGCUGAGUGUCGGAGCCUGAGGAAGAGGCAGGGUCAAAAAAAGUGCAGUGCUAGGCUGAGUGUCGAAGCCUGAGGAAGAGGCAGCGGAAGAAGGCCGGUGCAGUGCGUCAAAGACGGGGCACUCAGUUACUUCUGCACCAUGAAUCCAGAGGUGUUUAAUCAGGUUGGUUGUGCUCCUUCCUUUGCAUAAUAUAAUCUUACAGCAAGUGUUGCACUGAGCCAACUGGUCAUUUCUUUUGUUUAAGUUAAGCCACAGUUUUGAUCGCUAGGAAUCAAAAUUUUAAAAUUUGAAUGAUUCCGGGAGAAUCGGAAUUUAGUCCCGGUUCUAAUCAGUUCUCAAGACUCGAUGGCCAACCCUAUGUGUGAAGCUCAUAUAUUCUAAGCUCUGUAAAAAGAAAAUAGAUUUAAUGUCUUAAAGACGGAACAAACUACUUUUUUUUUUUAUUAUUUCCUUGAUCUGUAUGCAAUACCAUUUGUCUUUUAACCAUGUAUAUGUUUUUGUACCAUACUUUUUAACUGUGCAAUAGGAUGUAGUUUUUUAAUGUUUUUGAUGUUUUAUGGCUUCCAUUUUUUUCUCUCAUCCAUAUUUUGAUACAUCAAUCUUUGUUGCACUUAUGAAAUGUCAAAAUCGUUUUUGUUUUGCUUUAUUUUAACAAUCUACAAGCUAUAUCUGUCCCCAUGAGCUCAAGAGGAGAAAAUGGAUGACAAUCCUCUCUUUUGCUUCGACUCUGAGCCGUUUUUAAAGGGGGGACACAAACAAGAACAAUCAACCCAAGCAGACUGGAAAUGUGGGUUCUCUCACACUGCUGUGUUCUUAACUCUAGAAUCAUCUGAAUCAAACUUUUGGAGUGAUCUGUUACAUCACCCGACCUCACUGUGGACUGACUGAAACACCACAAAGCCCAGAUUCUGCUGUUUGCGUUUAAAACCAGAUACUUUAAAAAAGAAAAAUAACAGAAGCAUGCUGGAUAUUAUUUCUGCUUCUAGUUCUCAUGAUGUUUGAAUGACUGAUUCAACGUGUGUGUGUGUGUGUGUGUGUGUACAUACGUGCUUAAGCUCUUUGUCAGCAAACAUGCAGUGCCUUGGAAAAGUAUUUACCCCCUUUGGCAUUUUUCACAUUUUGUUGCCUCCCAACCUGGAAUUAAAAUCGAUCGUUUGAGAGUUUGCACCAUUUCAUUUACAGAACAUGGCUACAAAAGUUUCGGCAAUUACUGCUCCAGUGGGUUUGGAUAAGUAUGAGCUUGCCACAUCUUACCACUGGGAUUUUUGCCCAUACCUCAAGGCAAAUCUGCUCCAAACACCUUCAUCUUGGAUGAUUUUUGCCUUUAAACAGUGAUCGUCAGGUUUAACAACACAGUGUCAAUUAGAUUGAGGUCUGGACUUUGACUAGGCCAUUUUGACACAUUUAAAUGUUUCCCCUUAAACCAUCUGAGUGUUGGAAGGUGAACCUCCUCAGCCUUAAAUCACAUGCAGACUGAGUGGUUUUUACUCAAGAAUAUCUCUGCAUUUUGCACCAUCCAUCUUUCUCUCAACUCUGACAAGUUUCCCAGUUCCUUUGGCUGAAAAACAUUCCCACAGUAUGAUGCUGCCACCUCCAUGUUUUACUGUGGGUAUUGUGUCCUUGGGUUGAUGGGGUGCGUUAGGUUUGUGCCAGACAUAAAUGUUUCCUUGGUGGCUGAAAAGAUACAUUUAAGAUUUAUUUUAUAGAAACAGUAGACAUCAAUCAUGCAUCGCCCUCCUGCCUUGAUGUGAGGGCGACAAACAGCCGCCUGCUGCAACCAGGUCUGUAAGGAAGGAAAAACAGCGACCACAUUUUGCUGAAGGAAAGUUUUUAAAACUCCAGCCAAGCCCAAAGAUUGUGAUAGUUUUUUUUUUUUAUAACUCCACCCUGACUUGUACUUCUCAACAACUUUGUCCCUGACUUGUUUGAAUAGCUCCUUGGUCUUCAUUGUGUGGUGCCUCUUAGUGGCUUUGCAGCCUCUGGGACUUUUCAGAAAUGCCACGUUUAUACUGACAGAUCAUGUGACACUUAGAAUGCACACAAGUGGACUUCAUUAAUUAUGUGACUUUUGAAGGUAACUGAUUGCACCAGAACCUUUUAGGGCAUUUCCUACUUCAUUUCACCAACCUAUUUUGUGCAGAUCUAUCACAUAAAAAGUGCAAAAAAACCAUUUAAAUUACAAGUUGGAAUGUAACAAAAUAGGUAAAAAGUCGGGGGUUUGAAUACUUUUGCAAGGUAUGUAGAGCCGUCACAGCCUGUACAGGCGUGCUUAUGUUUGUCAUACUUAUCCUUAUUCUGUACUGUCAGCGCUGCUUCAGGGCAUAUGACAAAAUCUCAUUUAUGUUUUUGUAGUCUGUAAUUUGUAUUAAAAAAAAGUUGUGUAUUGCAUUAAUAUUUGCUUAUUUUUUUUAUGAAAUUCUGUUGUGCAUUCAAUGGAUUCCAUUGCUAUGCAUCUGCUUGGUACAGUUUCUGUAAACACUUUCAAGUCAUUAUGGAAGAAAUCUCAAUAAAUAUAUGAAAUAAU